AUGAUUGAAAUGGUGAAUGAUAAUUGAAGAAGUGGCGGGCCACGUGAGAGAAGUAUGUACUUUUGGAAAGUUGGUCAUUUCGAAGCUCUUCAUGUCUCCAUCCACAUGAGUUGGCCAUUCUUUGUUUCUCUCUUCCGGCCUAAGUUUUGCGUUACCAUCUCUAGCUAA
This is a messenger RNA of Capsella rubella, 168 nucleotides long. RefSeq lists its product as uncharacterized. Lineage: Eukaryota; Viridiplantae; Streptophyta; Magnoliopsida; Brassicales; Brassicaceae. The record is from RefSeq and is a predicted model, not a curated record.